Messenger RNA from Bolinopsis microptera, 1877 nucleotides. RefSeq names its product serine protease inhibitor-like. NCBI's taxonomy places the organism in Eukaryota, Metazoa, Ctenophora, Tentaculata, Lobata, Bolinopsidae. The transcript has a single exon. The coding region runs from base 32 to 1330 and encodes 432 amino acids. The record is from RefSeq and is a predicted model, not a curated record. Gene Ontology annotation, molecular function: serine-type endopeptidase inhibitor activity.
GAGUUUUAACAAAAUAUACUCUAUAGUCUAGAUGUUGUUGAUCCUAUUACACGCAAUUCUUCAUCAUGCUGUGGCUGACACAAAUGUUGCUUCUGAGAUCAACACCUUCGGAUUGAAACUCCUGCAACACGUCCCACCUGAUGAAAACAUAAUGAUAUCCCCGUUUUCUAUUUGCACUGCAGUCGCUAUGCUCAAUGUUGGUACUUCUGGUGAAACUAAGAAACAGAUUGACUCUGCUUUUGGCUGGUCUGAUUCUACAGAUUUAUCAGGUCAAUACAAGGACUUUCUGACUAAAGUUGAAGGAUCUGAAAAAGACAAGUUUACCCUUUCAUCGAAUAACCGUCUGUACAUCGACAACACAUUCACCCCUCUGCAAAGUUAUUCUAAUGAGCUUACUACUAACUUUGGUGCUGAGGUUGAAGCUGUUAACUUCAGUAAUGGUGAUAAUUCAGCAACUGUUGAACAAAUAAACACAUGGGUUGAAGAAAAAACGAAUGAUAAAAUCAAGAAACUUUUCUCUAAUAUCGGCAGUAAUGUCCGAGCUAUCUUGAUAAACACCAUCUACUUCAAGGCAGCAUGGGUAGACCCAUUCAACGACGUCAUAACUCAGGAUGCAUUCUACCUUGAUGAAGAAUAUGCAAUAAAAACAGAUACUAUGCAUCUGGAAGAGAGUCUGCCAUAUUUUGAAAACAAUGACAUUGAACUUGUUAAACUGCCUUACGCUAGUGAAGGAUCACAGAGAGUGAGUAUGGUGAUAAUCAAACCCAAAACGCGAGCAGGUCUAAGUAGUCUUGAAAAGAAGAUUGGGUACCAGUUCUCUGAGGUUUCUUCUUGGGUGAGCAGUGUUGAGUACGCAUUGUUAGAUCUCUCAAUGCCAAAAUUCCAAUUUGAAUCUGGAGUUGACAAGCUGAAAGAAAUUCUCAUUGAAGAUUUUCAGGUUUUAGAUGUGUUUGAUGAAAAUAAAGCUGAUCUUUCUGGAGUUAGCUCUACUGAAGAUUUAUUUGUUUCUUUCAUUACUCACAAGUCCUUCAUAUCAGUGAAUGAAAAUGGUACUGAAGCUGCUGCUGCUACAGCUAUUGGUAUGAGUGCAACAUCCGUAGAAAUAAAACCCAUACCACGCGAAGUGCUGGUGAACCAGCCGUUUAUGUUUUUGAUCUACGACGAAAGUAACGAGGUUGUUCUGUUUGUUGGUCGGAUGGUACAUCCUGACUCUGAGAAGGAUUCUGACAAGUAUCUUGAAAGUAGGUACAUUAGUUCGGGUAGUUCUAGUAGCGCCAAGUUUGCUGGCCAGAGCUUGCUGAUCUGUGUUGUGGCGAUAGUAUUGCAAUAAAUAAAUGAACAUGUUUAGAUAUUUAUAAAUUCAGUUAUAGUUGGUACUUACUUAACAAAUAUUAAAUUCAAUGCUUAAGUUAAUUAAGUAAUACAUUUUCUAAAGGUUUAGAAUCAUUAGUCAGAUACACGGUAACCGUGAGUAUUUUUAUUCUUAAUUUACCAUAUAAUUAGUAUUUUUUAGUUAAUUUUCAGUGUAUAAUACAAGGAUAUAAUAGUUGGAAGUUUUGUAUUAAUUAUUAAUAUUCAAAUUGUACAUCCAAUUUAUAGUUUAAUAACCACAGAAAUUUCAAAACUAUUUAGAGGCUUUUGGGCAAUUUAGUCUUAGUUAAGAACCUUCUUGUAUUAUUUGACAAUAGAAGAGUGCAAAAUGAUUGUGACAAUUAUUUUGAUCCAUAAUGUUUACUAUGUCAUCAUGAUUAGAAAUGAACUAUCUUAUGUACUGUAUUUUAUAUUUUGUAAAUAAUGGUAGAUUUGGCAAUUAAAAUUGUUGUUACGUAAUACAUAUUAUAAUGCUAACUGAAAACAUGUGUCUUGUUCUAUGAAAA